Molecule: messenger RNA, 1152 nt
Organism: Aspergillus calidoustus
Lineage: Eukaryota; Fungi; Ascomycota; Eurotiomycetes; Eurotiales; Aspergillaceae
Source: the annotation of a GenBank genome assembly
AUGGCCAGCGUACAACUACAAUCGCCCAGCAUGACAGACUAUCGAUUGCCAAUGCAUCAAGUUCCAUCCCGGAAGCCGGUCUCUACGGCACCGCCGGGUCAACAGUUCCAGGCCUAUCAUAAUGGUGGUUAUCCGCAGCAGCAGCAGUACCGGCCUCAACAGCAGCCACCACAGCAACUCUCCCAGCAUCCUUCGGUCGCCUCUCUCCAGCACAGUCGGCGUCGGACAUCCUCCUCGAAUGCCCUCCCCUACAAUUCACACCAGCAGCAGCAACAGCAACAACAAUACCAGCAACCCUACACUACCGGGCCUUCUCCGCAACACAGCAUGACCGUUCCCCACAACCCUUUGGCGAGACGGCUGUCUAGUGCAACUACCUCGACCACCUCGACCGGAAACAACCCCACAAAUCAGGACAUCCGUCGGAGUUCAUCGUCGCGCUCAGGGAACUCUCAGAUGAGCUACGUUGCCCUGCUAAGGCGGCAAAAGGCAACGGUUUGGUGUGACCGUGCACAGCCGGAGGAUCCCCGGCUGCGGGCCCAGAAGCUGGUGGAUAAGAAGCGGGCAUAUCUUGAAGUUCAUGGUGCAGGCACUGGACGCGCAAGUACGCUCGGAAGCGGGAAGGGCAAGCAUGGUAUCAAGGUCACAGAUCUCUCUCCGUCUGCGCUUGUCGGAGCGACCGUACCUGUUCGACUGAGCGCCAACGAGAUUGGUGAUGCGGACGAUGACGCGAAUAGCGAGAGGGGCUUCCCUUAUCGCCGGACGGGGAGUGGGCGAAGUUCCAUUGGCAGCGGUCACCGUUAUCCUAGCGGGUACCAGCGGAAUACGCAAGGCACAAUGGGAAGUAACAGUCCUCCUCCUAAUGAGAAGAAUGAUCUACCGGGCGUGUCUGAGCAUCCUUCUACGGAUAAGCCGGAGGAGCAGAAGGACACUGGAUCUAUGAAGGACAAUGCCACCACCAACAGCAAGGACAGCGAGCAAGAGGAUAGCUUUGGAACCGUUGGUGAUUUGGGCGCGCCCAGUGCGGCCACUCUUGCUGCCGAAAAAGCCAAGAAAGCGGCCGACCUCCGGCGACGAGGCAGUGUGGACGAAAGAACAACCUCGAUGACGAACGUACGACUGUUUGUCGCAAAUCCGGAUUUAAGCGAUUAA